GUGCGUGUGUCCCUGUCCUCACUGCUGAAACGGGCUCUUCGAGGGAUCGGCGUCACAUGACUCCGCCUGCCCCUCACCAGCGCACAGCUCACCAGUCCCUCAGUUUGCCCGUCGCCUGGGGAGGGUCUGGCGGCAUCUACUUAGACUGGGGACGCUGCGGAGUUGCGGAGUAGAGGAGAGGAGUGGGCAGGGAAUGGCUCAUCUUGACUCUGGAAGCCGAGGUCCGGCGCCAGAUCCCUGAGUGUAGACAUUUGGGGGAGGGAGGGAAGAAAGAGGGGGUGGGGGGAGCGAACUAGCGAGAGCCAGAGAGAGGCAGCGCGUAGAGCGCACCGACUGGGGUCUGCGGAGUGUCGGGCGGAGAAGAUGUAAGCGCGUGGGGUCUCGCUGGCCUCCGAACACCAUGCAGAAGGGGAUCCGACUGAACGAUGGCCACGUUGCGUCCCUGGGACUGCUGGCGCGCAAGGACGGUACGCGCAAGGGCUACCUGAGCAAGCGGAGUUCUGACAACACAAAAUGGCAAACCAAGUGGUUCGCGCUGCUGCAGAAUCUGCUCUUCUACUUCGAGAGCGACUCGAGCUCGCGGCCCUCGGGGCUCUACCUUCUAGAGGGCUGCGUCUGCGACCGCGCGCCCUCCCCGAAACCCGCGCUUUCGGCCAAGGAGCCGCUGGAGAAACAGCAUUAUUUCACAGUUAACUUCACCCAUGAGAACCAGAAAGCCUUGGAGCUGAGGACAGAAGAUGCCAAGGAUUGUGAUGAGUGGGUGGCGGCCAUCGCUCAUGCCAGCUAUAGGACCCUGGCCACAGAGCAUGAAGCGCUGAUGCAGAAGUACCUCCACCUGCUGCAGAUCGUGGAGACGGAGAAAACUGUGGCCAAGCAGCUCCGGCAGCAGAUCGAAGAUGGGGAGAUUGAGAUCGAGCGGCUGAAGGCAGAGAUCGCAUCCCUGCUCAAGGACAAUGAGCGCAUCCAGUCCACCCAGACUGUCGCCCCCAGCGAUGAAGACAGUGACAUCAAGAAAAUUAAGAAGGUGCAGAGCUUCCUUCGGGGCUGGCUGUGCCGGCGCAAGUGGAAGACCAUCAUUCAGGACUACAUCCGGUCGCCCCAUGCCGAUAGCAUGCGCAAGAGGAACCAGGUGGUGUUCAGCAUGCUGGAGGCCGAGGCCGAGUACGUGCAGCAGCUGCACAUCCUCGUCAACAACUUCCUGCGACCACUGCGCAUGGCCGCUAGCUCCAAGAAGCCGCCCAUCACACACGAUGACGUCAGCAGCAUCUUCCUGAACAGCGAAACCAUCAUGUUUUUGCACCAGAUCUUUUACCAAGGCCUGAAAGCCCGCAUCUCCAGCUGGCCCACGCUGGUCCUGGCUGACCUGUUUGACAUCCUACUGCCCAUGCUCAACAUCUACCAGGAAUUUGUCCGUAACCACCAAUACAGCCUGCAGAUCCUGGCCCACUGCAAGCAGAACCGUGACUUCGACAAGCUGCUGAAACACUAUGAGGCCAAGCCCGACUGCGAGGAGAGGACGCUGGAGACCUUCCUCACCUACCCCAUGUUCCAGAUUCCCAGAUACAUCCUGACGUUACACGAGCUCCUGGCCCAUACACCGCAUGAGCACGUUGAACGCAACAGCCUGGACUAUGCCAAGUCCAAACUGGAGGAACUGUCCAGGAUCAUGCAUGAUGAAGUAAGCGAGACAGAGAACAUCCGGAAGAACCUGGCCAUCGAGCGUAUGAUCAUCGAGGGCUGUGAGAUUCUUCUAGACACCAGCCAGACCUUUGUGAGACAAGGUUCCCUCAUCCAGGUGCCUAUGUCUGAAAAGGGUAAGAUCACCAGAGGACGCCUGGGGUCUCUGUCACUGAAAAAGGAGGGCGAGCGGCAAUGUUUCCUGUUCUCUAAACAUCUCAUUAUCUGCACCAGAGGCUCCGGCGGGAAACUUCACCUGACCAAGAACGGAGUCAUCUCUCUCAUUGACUGCACCUUGCUGGAGGAUCCAGAAAGCACUGAGGAGGAAGCCAAAGGGCCUGGCCAAGACAUAGACCACCUGGACUUUAAGAUCGGGGUGGAGCCAAAGGACUCUCCACCCUUCACAGUCAUCCUCGUGGCUUCGUCCAGACAGGAGAAGGCGGCAUGGACCAGCGACAUCAGCCAGUGUGUAGAUAAUAUCCGGUGCAAUGGACUCAUGAUGAACGCGUUUGAAGAAAAUUCCAAGGUCACUGUGCCGCAGAUGAUCAAGUCUGACGCCUCCUUAUAUUGUGACGACGUUGACAUUCGCUUCAGCAAAACCAUGAACUCCUGCAAAGUGCUGCAGAUUCGGUACGCCAGCGUGGAGCGGCUGCUCGAGAGGCUGACAGACCUGCGUUUCCUGAGCAUCGACUUCCUCAACACCUUCCUGCACUCGUACCGCGUCUUCACCACGGCCGUCGUGGUCCUGGACAAGCUCAUCACCAUCUACAAGAAGCCCAUCAGCGCCAUCCCUGCCAGGUCCCUAGAGCUCUUGUUCGCCAGCGGCCAGAACAACAAACUUCUGUAUGGUGACCCCCCCAAGUCCCCACGAGCCACCCGCAAGUUCUCCUCGCCACCACCCCUGUCCAUCACCAAGACGUCGUCUCCAAGCCGCCGGCGGAAGCUCUCCCUGAACAUCCCCAUCAUCACAGGUGGCAAGGCGCUGGACCUGGCUGCUCUCAGCUGCAAUGCCAAUGGCUAUACCAGCAUGUACUCAGCCAUGUCGCCCUUCAGCAAGGCCACACUGGACACCAGCAAGCUCUACGUGUCCAGCAGCUUCGCCAACAAGAUUCCAGAUGAAGGCGAUACAACUACUGAGAAAAGCGAAGACCCAUCAGCUCUGAGCAAGCAAAGCUCCGAGGUCUCCAUGAGGGAAGAGUCAGAUAUUGAUCAAAACCAGAGUGAUGAUGGUGAUACUGAGGCGUCACCAACGAAAUCCCCAACGACACCAAAAUCUGUCAAAAGCAAAAAUUCCUCAGAGUUCCCGCUCUUUUCCUAUAAUAAUGGAGUUGUCAUGACUUCCUGUCGAGAACUGGACAGUAACCGAAGCGCCCUAUCUGCCACUUCCGCCUUUGCCAUAGCAACAGCAGGAGCCAAUGAGGGCACCCCAAACAAAGAGAAGUACCGGAGGAUGUCCUUAGCGAGUGCAGGGUUUCCCCCGGACCAGAGGAACGGAGACAAGGAGUUUGUGAUCCGCAGAGCGGCCACCAACCGCGUCUUGAAUGUGCUCCGCCACUGGGUCUCCAAGCACUCACAGGACUUUGAAACCAACGCUGAGCUCAAGUGCAAGGUGAUCAGCUUCCUAGAGGAGGUCAUGCAUGACCCGGAGCUGCUAACGCAGGAGCGGAAAGCUGCAGCCAACAUCAUCAGGACUCUGACCCAGGAGGACCCAGGCGACAACCAGAUCACGCUGGAGGAGGUCACACAGACGGCUGAAGGUCUGAAAGCCGAGCCCUUUGAAAACCACUCAGCCCUGGAGAUUGCAGAGCAGCUGACCUUGCUGGACCACCUUGUCUUCAAGAAGAUUCCCUAUGAGGAGUUCUUCGGACAAGGAUGGAUGAAAUUAGAAAAGAACGAAAGAACCCCUUACAUCAUGAAAACCACUAAACAUUUCAACGAUAUCAGUAACCUGAUUGCUUCAGAAAUCAUUCGUCAUGAGGACGUCAAUGCAAGGGUGAGCGCCAUUGAGAAGUGGGUGGCUGUAGCCGACAUAUGCCGCUGCUUACAUAACUACAAUGCUGUUCUGGAGAUCACCUCAUCCAUGAACAGGAGCGCCAUCUUUCGGCUCAAAAAGACAUGGCUCAAAGUCUCUAAGCAGACAAAAGCUUUGAUUGAUAAGCUCCAAAAGCUUGUGUCGUCAGAGGGCAGAUUUAAGAAUCUGAGAGAAGCUCUGAAAAAUUGUGACCCUCCCUGUGUCCCUUACCUGGGGAUGUACCUUACCGACCUGGCCUUCAUCGAAGAAGGGACACCCAACUACACAGAGGACGGCCUGGUCAACUUCUCCAAGAUGAGAAUGAUAUCCCAUAUUAUACGAGAGAUUCGCCAGUUUCAACAAACUGCCUACAAAAUAGAACACCAAGCAAAGGUAACCCAAUAUUUAUUGGACCAAUCAUUUGUAAUGGACGAAGAAAGCCUUUACGAGUCUUCACUCCGAAUAGAACCAAAACUUCCAACCUGAAGCUGCCCGGCUCGGACCCAGCCGCCCCCUUCCCUGUGUACACUUGCUAUAUGAUAUUGUACAUAUUUGUUUGGUUUCUCUGGAUUUUCUUCUCAGUAUGUGCUUCUCCAAGAAUACAAAUCCUUUCUUGUUCUUAGAUUCCUGUAGACCCGGAAUAUGACUUUCUGCAUCAUUUAAGACUCUGCCCCAAUACCCACCCUGUCGCCCUCAAUUCCUGUCUCUUUUAAACAAGUGUACUCUUGGUCUGUCCUUCCUCGAUCCCUCACUCUUCUCAGAAUGGAAAACAGAACCCGUGCAUACACGAAUCUUAAGCACCAACCCUGCUUCCAUCCUUCCCCAGCCCAGGCCCCUGGGUUGAGUUGGCCACCCAGGCAUCCUCCCAGCAUGUUCCAUGUAGUUGUUAUAACUGGGUGGGGAGGGGGGUGGGAGGGAGGGGGGAUACCAUACCCUGAAGUCCAGUCAUUGACAAAUCUUUCCGCUGAUGGUGAUGUCAAUUUCCAAAGCAGCUUGUUCAGCCAAAAUCGCAGGUCUCAGAACUCCCCGUCUUCCAGUCACUUGGAUGAAACGGAGUCCUCUCUGCUGAGAACCACGUCACUCCACACCAAUGCCGCAAUCUCGUUCAGGCACUAACGUCGCUCCUCGCUCUAGGAUAACAUCCGAUAGCAUGAAUGGCCGCUGCCUCAAUCAAAACUGGACGGAGCCCUGGAACUUCCAGAGGGAAACAGAGUCACAACACAAAGUCACGUUGACUUGAACCGCUGCCCCAGCAUCCACUGGAAGUCGGGAAUACAAAAAAAAAAAAAAAAAAAAGUCACUGUUAACUCUUUCACCGCCUAACGGUCACUACAAGCUUACGUUGAGAUGCUCUGAGCCUGUAUACCUUGUG
Chrysochloris asiatica (Cape golden mole) is the source of this 5060-nucleotide messenger RNA. RefSeq names its product Ras protein-specific guanine nucleotide-releasing factor 1 (gene RASGRF1). The record is from RefSeq and is a predicted model, not a curated record. The transcript has 27 exons. The coding region runs from base 401 to 4174 and encodes 1257 amino acids. Gene Ontology annotation, biological process: Ras protein signal transduction; positive regulation of GTPase activity. Lineage: Eukaryota; Metazoa; Chordata; Mammalia; Afrosoricida; Chrysochloridae. Gene Ontology annotation, molecular function: protein binding; guanyl-nucleotide exchange factor activity. Gene Ontology annotation, cellular component: plasma membrane.